AUGCUGGUGAUUGUGGUGGUCUUGUUCAUCAUCUGCUGGCUGCCGUAUCAGCUCUACUACGUGUUGCAGUCCAUCUUCCCCGUCAUCAGCCAGUUCCGCUACAUCAAUGUCAUCUUCUUCUGCUUCCACUGGCUCGCCAUGGCGAACAGCUGCUGCAACCCGUUCAUCUACGGCAUCUACAAUGAGAAGUUCAAGCGUGAGUUCCGAAUCCGGUUCACGAGGAGCCUGUGCUCUGGCCCGCACGAAUCGUACGACAUGGACAACGCCUCCGAGGAGUCAAGGUCCCGCUUCUCACUGCAAAGAUCGCUGCGCGGCCGGCUCUUCGGAGGAUCCACGCAAACAACCGCGGAUCGGAUAAACUCCAUUCGACUGAAGCAGAUGGAGCCACUCCAACAGAGGAGCGGCGCGCUCGCGACAGAUGGCGCUCCUCACCCGGUCUGAGAACAUUCCUCACACGGCCUGAGAAUAUUCCCCGACCUGUCUGAGACCAUUAAUCAGUCGGUCUGAAAACGUUCGUCAGACAACCUGA
Molecule: messenger RNA, 529 nt
Organism: Pollicipes pollicipes
Lineage: Eukaryota; Metazoa; Arthropoda; Thecostraca; Pollicipedomorpha; Pollicipedidae
Product: putative G-protein coupled receptor 83
Exons: 4
Coding region: 1-441 (146 amino acids)
Biological process (GO): G protein-coupled receptor signaling pathway
Cellular component (GO): plasma membrane
Molecular function (GO): G protein-coupled receptor activity
Source: RefSeq, a predicted model, not a curated record